AUGUUGGAGCAAAAAUUCCUCACCACCACCUCGGCCACAGUCCGGUCCGCGGCCACAUGGCCGCGAACAUGUGACACGUGCCGUUUGGCGCCAUGCGCGGUAUUUUGCCGCGCAGACUCGGCCUACUUAUGCGCUGGAUGCGACUCACGCAUCCACGCAGCAAACCGCGUAGCCUCGAGGCACGAACGCGUCUGGGUCUGCGAGGCCUGCGAGCGUGCCCCGGCGGCUUUUCUUUGUAAAGCCGACGCUGCCUCUCUUUGCUCAUCCUGUGAUUCUGAUAUCCAUUCGGCUAACCCUCUUGCCAGCCGCCACCAACGCGUCCCGAUUCUUCCGAUUUCGGGGUACCUUUACGGUCCUCCGACGACCCUUUUAGGUGCUGACGAUGAAGGCUUUCUCCGCGGAGGCGGUGAGGCCGAGGAAGAGGAGGAUGAAGGUGUUGAUAUGGAAGAUGAAAAUGAAGCAGCUUCAUGGCUUUUGUUGAAUCCUUUGAAAAACAACAAUAACAAUAUCAAUAACAACAGCAACAACAGCAACAACAACAACAACAAUCAUAAUCAAGAUGGUAAUAACGGAUUUCUGUUUAGCGGCGAAGUCGACGAGUAUUUAGAUCUCGUUGAUUGUAAUUCUUGUGGUGGUGAAAACACUUUCACUACAAAUAAUUCUCAUCAUGAUCACGAGUAUAGUCAACCGCAACAACAACAAGAUCAUUACGGUGUUCCUCAAAAGAGCUAUGUUGGAGAUAGUGUCGUUCCUGUUCAACAACAACAUGUACAGAAUUUUCAACUUGGGUUGGAGUUUGAAUCUUCCAAAGCUGGAUUCAGUUACAAUCGUGGUGGUUCAAUUAGUCAAAGCGUUUCAGUUUCAUCAAUGGAUGUUGGAGUUGUACCAGAAUCAACAAUUAGAGAUGCCACAACAAUGUCAUAUUCAAGAACUCCAAAAGGAACAAUUGACCUAUUUUCAGCUCCUCCUAUUCAAAUGACUUCUCAUUUCUCUCCAAUGGACCGAGAAGCCCGAGUCCUAAGGUACCUCGAGAAAAAGAAAACAAGAAAAUUCGAGAAAACAAUCCGAUACGCCUCGAGGAAAGCCUAUGCGGAAACUAGACCGCGUAUCAAAGGUCGGUUUGCAAAGCGGACCGACAUAGAAGCUGAAGUCGAUCAAAUGUUUUCUACAACACUAAUUACCGAUGUUGGAUACGGAAUUGUCCCCUCUUACGUAUGA
Vicia faba (fava bean) is the source of this 1218-nucleotide messenger RNA. The record is from the annotation of a GenBank genome assembly. NCBI's taxonomy places the organism in Eukaryota, Viridiplantae, Streptophyta, Magnoliopsida, Fabales, Fabaceae.